Molecule: messenger RNA, 714 nt
Organism: Moneuplotes crassus
Lineage: Eukaryota; Ciliophora; Spirotrichea; Euplotida; Euplotidae
Source: the annotation of a GenBank genome assembly
AUGGAACCCCCGGUACAAGAACCAGCUGAAGAGGAAAAAGAAUAUCGUUGGCCAGCCCUUGAGAGUGAUCCAGAGAUCUUUACUUCCUAUAUGUCCAAGUUAGGUAUGAGCGAUGACUGGAACAUCUGUGAGAUCUUUGGAAUGGAUGAUGAUUGCCUUAGCUUUGUCCCAAGACCAUGCGUAGGAGUCAUUGUUACAUUUGAGAGAACCGAAAAUAGAGAUGAUGGCAAACAAGGUGAUGGAACUUCAUCUACUUUAGUACCAUUCUAUAUGAAACAAACUAAAACUUUGGAUAAUGCUUGAGGGAUUAUCGCCUGCUUGCAUGCUAUUAUGAAUCAUACUUCAGAUAUUUCUCUAACAGCAGAUUCUAUCUUGGAUAAGUUCCAAAAAGAAACUGCGGAUAAAACUGCUGAAGAAAGAGCUACUUAUUUGGAAGAAUUUAAGGAAUUCCAAGAGGAACAUAAGAGUCAUGCUUCCCAAGGACAGACUGAAGCUCCAACAAGUAGUAAGAAAGUCUUACAUCACUUCGUUGCUUUUAUCAUGAACUCAGCAAAUCAAUUGGUUGAACUAGAUGGUACUAAAGAUGGUCCAGCUGUUAUUCAGGAUGACUGUGAAGAUCUACUCAAAGGAGUUGCUACUGAACUCCAGAGAAGACUAGCAGAUGGGAACAUUACAGAAUCGUUAUCCAUGAUGGCUCUUUCUAAAAAGGCAUAA